AUGGGUGACGGCAGUCUGGAGCUCAGCUCCGCCCUCACUGCUGCGCUGCCUGUGGAGGUUGCAGAGUUUCUUGAAGAUAAACGGCAUCACUUGCAGCUUAAAUCUCCAGAAAUUACUUGUGAUCCUCCAGCAGUGACUAAUGGAACCUUCCAGCCCCAAAAGAGAGUGUUCAGAGAAGAAGAUGUAAUCAGUAUAGACUGUAAUCGUGGAUUUCACUUUGACACAGACAACAGGGAAAAUACAGCAGAAUGUACAAAGAAUGGCUGGUUACCUAUUCCAAGAUGUAUCUUGAAACUCUGUGACUACCCACAUAUAGAAAAUGGCAGAUUAACUGGCUAUUACAAAAACCACAGAGAAAAAAAUUUUCCAGUACGUUUAGGGGUGACAAUUUUCUACAGAUGUCUUGAUGGUUAUGUAUCUAAGAGUGAGAGCACCUGGAAUCUAAUCAGAUGUACUGCAGAUGGCUGGGACCCGAUGCCAAAAUGUCUUAAAAAGUGUUCUCCCAUUUGGUUGGCAAAUGGUAAAUUCCUAAUUCUAUGGCAGAAAUACUACAAAGAAGGUGAUGAAAUUUCGUAUGUGUGUGAUCAUGAAUAUAUCCCUGAAAAUCAGCAAGCAAAAGUUACAUGUACAAAGAAUAACUGGACACCUACUCCAAGAUGUAUCUUUAGCAAAAUGUGUGGAAGGACAGAGAUACCUCAGGGUUAUUUCUAUGUAACAAAGAACAGGUUUGGUUUAAAUGAAAAAGCAACAUAUAGGUGUCAGAUUGGUUACAUGACUCCAGAAGGAAAUGAUACAGGGGAGAUACAAUGUCUUGAAGGAUGGAGUCCUUUUCCAAAAUACAUCAAGACAUGUAGGAUGCCUGCUUUUGAACAUAUUCAUUUCUACACCAGUAAAAUGGUGUUUUUGCCUGAAGACAUACUGGAAUAUGAAUGUGCAGAUGGAUACCAAACUGUAAAUAAAAUCUCAAGGCGUCACACAAUAUGUAGCAUAAAUGGAUGGACUCCAGAGCCCCAAUGUUUUGCAAUAGAAUGUGAGAUGCUGAUGCUGCCCCAUGGAGAGGUUUUCCCCAAGGAGGACAAAUAUCUUAAUGGAGACGUUGUGACAUUUUCCUGUGCAAAACGUUACACCAGAGUAGGACCUGACUCUGCUCAGUGCUAUUACUUUGGAUGGUCCCCAGCACCUCUGACAUGUAAAGUGGAAAUCAAAGCUUGUGGGAGACCACCCAGCAUUACGAAUGGGAAUAUUAUCAGUGAACUUCACAAGAAAUAGCAUGGUGACUCAGUGGAAUAUGACUGCAACCUCAGAUUUAAAAUGAUCGGAUCAGAGAGUAUAGAAUGUGUUGAUGGAGAAUGGUCAUCUUCACCCUUUUGCAUUGAAGAGGAAAAAACAUGUCUACCACCCUCCAAUAUUGCCAGAGGGAGUGCCUUCAGUGUAAACCAGAACUGAUAUUUUCAUGGUGAUGCUGUGGAGUAUGGCUGUGAAGGAAACCUUGAAAUUGUUGGGACAAAUAUCAUAAAAUGUCUUAGUGGAGAAUGGACAUCUUUACCUUCAUGUGCUGAUCCAUCUGUGAAAUGUGCACUUCCAAGGAAUCUUGAGAAUAUCAGAUUUUUAUCAGUUUACAAUUUUCAAAAGAGUUUCUAUCACAAAGAUGUUGUAAAAUACAGAUGUAAUUCAGAUGUCAAACUUAAACAAACAGUCUGUGAAUAUGGGAAAUGGUCACCCAAGCCAGAAUGCAUUGAUGCAACAUGUGGAGAUCCACCUGCAGUUGCCAAUGCUGAGAUCAUAGACCAUAGAGACAGAAGAUAUUGGCCUGCUGAAAGAGUGCAGUGUCAGUGUCAUGAAGGUUUUGAAAGUCAUGGACCAAAUGAUGUCACCUGUAUAAACAAGGAAUGGUCACAACCUCCAACUUGCGAAGAGGCUGGUGGAAAGUGUGGGCCUCCACCAAGAAUUGAUAAUGGAGACAUUGUUUCAUUCCCAUUAAAACAAUAUGUACUAAAUUCAACAGUGGAUUACAAAUGCAAAAGUUUGCAUAUAUUGGAGGGACCUCAAAGUGUUAGAUGUGACUCUGGACAAUGGACAGACCCACCGGUUUGCUUAGGAUCCAGAGAAGAGCAGAACUCCAUGUCAGCUAUUACAAGUGCUGGGUGUACUUUAUCAAGCACCAGCAUGACUUUGCUGAGAGGUAUCAUCAUUCAGAUACUCUGGGCUUUCUAUGCUAAGGGACAAGUGCCAGUAUGUGAACAGCCGCCUGAUGUUGAUUUUGGCAAUAUUAUUAGUGGUGAGAAAUCACAAUAUGUGGAGAGUGACUCUGUGCAGUACGGCUGCUAUCCUGGAUACACACUGGCAGGAUCUGAACGGAUAACGUGUUAUGGGAGAAACUGGAUGCCAGCGCCAAAAUGUUUGGCACCAUGUACCAUCACAAAACAGCAACUGGAGGACAAAAAACUGCUUCUGUCCAGUGGCCGUAGACGUACAAUAAUGGUUGUAAAUGAUCAAAUAGUGGAAUUUUCCUGCAGUGAAGGAUAUAACCCCACAGAACCUUCAGCCAGGAAGUGUGUUGAUGGACACAUAGAUUUUCCACUGUGUAUCUCUGCGACAGGAAAGAAAUGUGGACGUCCACCUGUUGUUGUUAAUGGAGAUAUAACUACUUUUUUGCAAAAAGAGUAUGCCUCAGGCUCUUCUGUGGAAUACAAAUGCCAAAAGUUUUAUUCAGUGAAAGGGCAAAAUAAAUCUUUCUGUAACAAUGGAAACUGGACAGAAACACCAAUUUGUGAGGAGCCAUGUGUUAUCUCUCAGGAAGAAAUGCAAAACCGUGGCAUAGAGCUGACUGAGGCAUACAAUGGAAAACAAUACAUACAACAUGAUGAUUUUGUUGUGUUUAAGUGCAAAUCAGGACAUGUACCCCAGGCAUUUUUAUCUCCUGAUUUCACUGUGUGGUGUCAUUCAGGCAAUAUUGUGUAUCCCCAGUGCAAUAAAGAUGUGUUAGGAAGGUGUGGCCCCCCACCUUCUAUUCAAAAUGGAGACAUCAUUUCUGACCUAUUGCCAGUAUAUGCAGCAGGCUCUUCAGUGGAAUACAAAUGUCGAAGUUUUCAUGGAAUGACAGGAUCCAAAAUAAUCACAUGUCGCUUAGGAAAAUGGACAGCCCCACCAGUAUGCUCAGAGGCUGCUAGAAAGUGUGGGCACCCACCUGCUAUUGAUAAUGGAGACGUCAUGGCCUUCCUACAGAAAGAAUAUGACUCAGGUUCAAGAGUGGAAUACAAGUGCCAAAGUUUUCAUAGAAUGAAGGGAUCUGCCUUUGUUAGCUGUGAGUCUGGCCAAUGGACAGACCCACCAGUUUGCUUAGAGCCAUGUACAAUAUCCCCAGAAGAUAUGGAGAAAAACAAUAUUGGGCUGAAAUGGAGUUCGAAAACAAGAUUGUAUUUAGAAAGUGGAAACUUUGUUGAAUUUGACUGUAAAAAUGGAUAUGUGAAGGAUCCAGCAUCUUCUGCAUUUAGAGUACAGUGUGUGGAGGGGAAAUUGGCAUAUCCUAAAUGUAAGAGAAAAGAGUUAUGUAUAACAUUCCCAGAAGAUAUGGAGAAAAACAAUAUUGGGCUGAAAUGGAGCUCGGAAACAAGAGUGAAUUUAGAAAGUGGAGACUUUGUUGAAUUUGACUGUAAAAAUGGAUAUGUGAGAGAUCCAACAUCUUCUGAAUUUAGAGUACAGUGUGUGGAGGGGAAAUUGGCAUAUCCUAAGUGUAAGAAAAGAGAGUUAUGUAUAACAUUCCCAGAAGAUAUGGAGAAAAACAAUAUUGGGCUGAAAUGGAGCUCGGAAACAAGAGUGAAUUUAGAAAGUGGAGACUUUGUUGAAUUUAACUGUAAAAAUGGAUAUGUGAGGGAUCCAACAUCUUCUGCAUUUAGAGUACAGUGUGUGGAGGGAAAAUUGGCAUAUCCUAAAUGUAAGAGAAGAGGUACUUCAGAAUGAAUAAAAAGAAGCAUCAAACAAAUAAUUUUAACCCAGAUCUGAGGAGCAGAAGCCAUUAACCAGUUAUUUGUAAUGUUCACACAUUAUGCUCUUUGUCAGUAUUUUAACCUAGAUUGUCUGAACUGAUACAUGUAAUUACUUCUUUUGUCACAAUGUAUAUUAAACUAAUCAUAAAAUAGUAACAACAGAUUGGCAAAAAGUUCCAAACUACGGCUAUUUUAUGAAAAUUGGAAGAGGAAGCUUUAAGGGAAAUUGUACACUUGGCCGCACGUCCUGAAUUACACACUUCCCGCUUGCUGAAACAGAAAGUAACAAUAUUUCUCUCCGGCCCAAAUCAGGAACUCCUAGAAGUCUUACAAGGAACCUUUAUCUUGGGAGGCUUGUAGCCCAAUUGCUACAUCCAGAGGUUUAUUUAUGGAUUGAGACUGUUUUGAGUUCCGCCUAUCCCUACGAGCAGUUGGUCAUCGUUCUUUUAAAUGUUUUAGUCCAUGCAACCAAAAUAUUAUCCAGACAUCUAACACAGUUGUAUAGAAAAUAUUCACUUCUCUGAUGACAAUUUAAACUUAUGGUGUCUUAUUUCUUUUUUAAAAUUAAAGAGUUGUAUAUUUCAUUUAGCAAUU
Messenger RNA from Malaclemys terrapin pileata, 4580 nucleotides. Its product is annotated as complement factor H-like. NCBI's taxonomy places the organism in Eukaryota, Metazoa, Chordata, Testudines, Emydidae. The record is from RefSeq and is a predicted model, not a curated record. The transcript is spliced from 24 exons.